Cokeromyces recurvatus is the source of this 1287-nucleotide messenger RNA. Its product is annotated as AMMECR1 domain-containing protein. NCBI's taxonomy places the organism in Eukaryota, Fungi, Mucoromycota, Mucoromycetes, Mucorales, Mucoraceae. The transcript is spliced from 5 exons. The record is from RefSeq and is a predicted model, not a curated record. The coding region runs from base 1 to 1287 and encodes 428 amino acids.
AUGGAUUUAACACAAUUAAAAGAAGAAUUAACGAAUGGUACACGGUCAGCAGAACAUUACCUUCAAAAAUUUGGUGCUGAUGUUAUUUCUACUUUGAAGAAUACGGUAACUGUUCUAGCACCUGAAGAACAAGAACAGAAGACGUCUACUAGUACUGAUAGUAUUAAGACAACACCACGCAUAUAUGCUACACGCAAAGAUGGCUUAAUUGCAAAGAUGCAAAUGAAUGAAAACACAUAUUUGAAAGAUCCUGAGUUUUCAAAGACAAACUAUGAACAAGAAAAGAAAGUGUUUGAUACCUUUAACUCAAGCUUUAGUAUUGAAGAAUAUACAGAAGAAAUUGCACAAUUACUCAAUGACUAUCCAGACUUAAGAGAAAUGAUGGAUAAAUUAGUCCCUAUUCAAGUUAGCUAUGCGUUAUUUUGGCAAAGAUAUUUCUAUCAUGCUUGGAAAAUUGAACAAGAUGAACAAAAGAGACAAUUAAUUGUUAAACAACAAGAGACAGAUGAAGAAGCUGAUUUUAAAUGGGAUUCUGAUGAUGAAGACCCUGCAUCUAUAAACGAUGAUAAUAAAUCAAGCGAUACCAAAGUAGAUGAGAACAAAACAAGGGAUUAUUUAGCAAACAAUCUUGCAGAAGACACAGAUGAUUUUAGCCAUAUAUCUUCUACUAGCACUUCUUCACCUUUAAAGGCAACUUCCCAAGCUGAAGAUGAUUGGAUUAAAGCUGAAAAGAAGAAAUCUGAUGAAGAAGAUAGUGACAGUGACUGGGAAUAUCCAAAACCAAAUUUUCCUAAUGAUAAUUAUCCUUUAUUUGUAACUUGGCAUAAAAGAACUAAUGAUGGUCAGUAUCAAUUAAGAGGCUGUAUUGGUAAUUUUAAUCCAAUGUCAUUACAUGAAGGUUUAAAAAAAUAUGCCUUGAUAAGCGCGUUAAGAGAUCAGCGUUUUAAACCAAUUACACUUUCAGAGAUCCCCUCGUUAACAUGCGCAGUCUCACUGCUAACUAAUUUUGAAAUAGCAGAUAAUUAUUUAGAUUGGGAAAUUGGCAAGCAUGGCAUUUGGAUAGAAUUUACUCAGCCCGAUGGACAAAAAGAAACGGCGACUUAUUUACCUGAAGUGAUGUCAGAACAAGGUUGGACAAAACAAGAAGCAAUUAAAUCGCUAUUAAGGAAAGGAGGAUAUUACAGUCGUAUAACAGAAGAUUAUUGUAAAAAUUUUAUUAUCCUUACCAGAUAUCAAUCUGUAAAAUGUGAAAUUGGUUUUGAUGGAGAAGUAAUUCAACAUGAGUAA